CGAUAACUCUUAAAUUUGACUUUAAAUUCUGUGAACUUCUUUCUAACCUGGAAGGAAUUUAACAUGUUGAAGAGCUCAGCUGUUGUAUCAGUAAAAUGGUUGGCAUCAAGAAUGGCUUCAAAAGACCCAUGCAUUCGUAUUCUGGAUGGAUCUUUUCAUAUGCCAGCAGCUAACCGUGAUCCGAAGGCAGAGUAUACAGCGAAACACAUUCCUGGUGCUCUGUUUUUCGACAUUAACGAGUGCGCCAAUCAGAAUUCCCCAUACCCCCAUAUGUUACCAUCACCUGAAGAAUUUGAAGAUUAUGUACGUCGAAUGGGAAUUAAAAAUAACAGUCAUGUUAUUGUCUAUGAUACCAGUGAAAAGUUCGGGCUUUUUUCUGCAGCCCGUGUUUGGUGGACCUUUCGAGUAUUUGGUCACGAUUCCGUGUCAGUGUUAGAUGGAGGAUUACCUAAAUGGCUUUCACUGAACCAAUCGGUCACUGAUAAAGUGGGGACUUUCACACCGUCUACAUUUAUUGCCAAAUACCGCCCCGAACUUGUUAAGAAUUUUAACGAUAUCAAUGAUAAUAUCGAAAAUAAAUUCAGCCAGGUUGUUGAUGCACGUCCCGAAGGCAGAUUUCAAGGAACUGCUCCAGAACCCCGCGCAGAUAUCAAAUCAGGUCAUUUUCAAGGUGCUACCAAUAUUCCUUUUACUAGAAUUCUGAACUCUGAAACUAAAACCAUACUAAAGAAGGAAGAUCUCUUAAAAACAUUUGAAAAUGUCAACAUAGAUUUAAAUAAACCAAUUAUUGCAUCCUGUGGGUCAGGAGUGUCAGCAUGUUGCAUUGCAUUAGCAGCCUAUUUAUGUGAUUAUGAAAAUGUCUCUGUUUAUGAUGGUUCUUGGACAGAGUGGGCACAGAGAAUCAGUGCAGAUAAGAUCUUAUCUAAGAACUGAACUAAAUUUAUUUUUAAUUAACUUUGUAUAACCUGUGUAGAAUUUGAUUUUAUUUCAAGUAGGUUAAUUGCUGUAAUUUCAGAAAAUUAGAUAUUCAUGAGUAGAGAAUUAAACUUUUUAAUCAGAACAACAUAAAAAACAAUCAGUUUCAAAGACACUUUUUCUAGACAAAUUGUUAAAUUUAUAAAUGAAUCGUCUCUAUACUUUAUAUACAAAUUAUGUUCUUCAAAAUACAUAAAUAAAGUGCCUUAAGAAAUCUG
Molecule: messenger RNA, 1193 nt
Organism: Octopus bimaculoides (California two-spot octopus)
Lineage: Eukaryota; Metazoa; Mollusca; Cephalopoda; Octopoda; Octopodidae
Product: 3-mercaptopyruvate sulfurtransferase
Cellular component (GO): mitochondrion
Molecular function (GO): thiosulfate-cyanide sulfurtransferase activity
Source: RefSeq, a predicted model, not a curated record